CGGCGCCUGCGCAGAGAGUCAGGGCCGCGGUGGCUGAGCAGAGCUGAGGCUGAGACUCACUGACACUCGCGGCGGUGACCGCUCGGCCCGGACACCAUGCGCUGGUUCGGAGGAUCGAUCCCUGCGGCCAUCGGCGCCGCCAAACACGACAACGCGGUGUUUGUAGUGUUUAUAACAGAGAAUGAUGAACUGUCGACACAGAUGGCUGCAUGUUGGGAGGCAGAAGAAAUAGCAGAAGCAACUGCAGACUCUUUUGUUGCUAUAAAAAUAGAUGCUGAAAGUGAAUCAUGCCUGCAGUUUUCUCAAAUAUAUCCUGUUGUGUGCAUUCCGUCAAGCUUUUUCAUAGGAAACGAUGGAAUCCCAUUGGAAGUUAUUGCUGGGAGCAUCAGUACAGAGGAACUAUUAGCUCGGAUUCAGAAAGUUAAGCAAAUGCAUGCAGAAAGGAAUGCAGGAGGUGCCAACAAUGAAACCAAUUUAGAUCAAAUCCAGGCUACAACAUCAAAUGCAGAAGCAACAAAUGCAGAAAAAACAAAUGAAUCACACGGGGUUAUAGAAAUUGUCCAACCACGUAGUCCACCACCACCUUGUGCUAAAUUAUUCAAGAAAAGCUCAUUGAAGAAGUCAGAAGCAGAAAGUCUAGCAGUUUCUGAAGGACUUGAAGUUGGAAGUAUUGUUACUGAGAUGAGUUCUGCCGAAGAAAUCGCUUAUAUCUCAGAGAAUAUGACAGGUCAAGAGGAAGAACUUGAUAUCCGAGUUGAAAGGCUGUCAAAGAAGUUGGAAGACAAAAGAGAUGAGAAGAAGAAGACAGAAGCAAAGAUUGAAAUUAAAACUGAACUUGAGCGUAGAAAAGUGAACAAAGACAUGAUGGAUUUCAAGAGGAAACAGGAUGAGGACCGUACAAAAAGAUUGCUGGAAGAAAGAACCCGAGACAAGGAGGAAGAGCGUUUAGCACGAGAAAGAAUACGACAGCAGAUUGCCUUGGAUCGUGCAGACAGAGCUGCACGCUAUGCAAAGACCAAGGAAGAUACUGAAGUUGCAAAAAGAGCAGCUGAGAAAGUAAAGCAGGCUGAAGAAGAAGCUAAAAGAAAAGCCCUACAAAACCAAAGAAGCAAAAUGUCUAGACUCCAGUUCAGACUUCCUGAUGGAUCCUCUUUCACAAACCAGUUCCCAUCAGAUGCACAUUUAUCAGUAGCUAGGGAAUUUGCAGAAAGGCAAGUUGGUGGUGUAUAUGGAUCUUUUGAAUUGGCAACAACUUUUCCAAGGAGAGAAUUUACAAAUGAAGAUUACAACCGGACAUUAACUGAGCUGGAAUUGGUACCAAGUGCCUCAAUUAUCCUAGUUCCAGGUGGAAGAUCACCUUCAUCAGUAUUGCCAUCUUCAGGAGGAGGAUUUUGGGAUUUCAUGAAUGUGUUAUUUUACCCACUUAUUACAGUAUGGCGGCUUCUUAGCAGCUACAUAUUUGGUAGUGGUACAAUGCCAAGAUCGUCUGGCAGAGAUGUCUCUCAGCAAGAAAACUCAAGACCAUCCACUUCCAGACCAUCGACCUCCAUUGCAUCAGAUUCAGACAGGGAAGUAAGAAGACGACGGUUGCUUGAGAACCGAGGAGAGGACUUCAAGAGGGAGGGCAAGAUUUACAGACUGCGGACGGAGGGCGAUGCAGACGAUGAAAACAACACAUGGAACGGGAACUCAACUCAGCAGAUGUAGCUUAUGCCUUAUUGAUAGAAACCAGUUGUACUGUUUGCUCUUAAUUAUAUAUGUAUACUUCCAAUUAAAAAGAAAAGGGGACGGAAGAGAGGUUGCAUUUUGUACAAUUUAGCCAUAAUCUGUUAACUCCAGCUCAGUUGCAUGGUUUUUUUUUAUGAUUUUAGUAAUUCUGGAGGGGCAAUAAAUGCUACUAUGCGAAUGUGCAAAAAAAACGUUUUAGGCAAAUUCAUAAUUAUGUUUAAAACAUGUUUCUAAGUAAUUUGUGUCUAGGAUCCCAUCUUCAAGUUUAUCUUUCCUUGCCUGUAUAAGACACUAACUGAGAGCCCUGGCCACCUUCAAGGUUUGGCCACUUUUAAUUUAAAGCUGACAAUAAAAUGUUUAAAAUUUUCAACAAA
Molecule: messenger RNA, 2102 nt
Organism: Callorhinchus milii (elephant shark)
Lineage: Eukaryota; Metazoa; Chordata; Chondrichthyes; Chimaeriformes; Callorhinchidae
Gene: ubxn4
Product: UBX domain protein 4
Exons: 13
Coding region: 97-1707 (536 amino acids)
Molecular function (GO): protein binding
Source: RefSeq, a predicted model, not a curated record